Molecule: messenger RNA, 1528 nt
Organism: Cotesia glomerata
Lineage: Eukaryota; Metazoa; Arthropoda; Insecta; Hymenoptera; Braconidae
Exons: 7
Coding region: 271-1296 (341 amino acids)
Source: RefSeq, a predicted model, not a curated record
AGUACACGUUACAUCUCUCGACCGCUGCCAGCUCUAUCGAUCGCGAUCUAAUAAUUUUAGUAUCUAAUUAUUCUCCCUUGCAAUAUUAAUUAUUAAUAAUUUUUUCCAGUGAUUUAAUUGAAAAUAUCUAAAAUUAUCGAAAAAAAAAGUGUUAAAAUUAUUAAAAAAUCCGAAUGCUAUUUAAAGUGCGGGUGAUUAGACACAACCGCGCAUGGUUAAAAAAUUAUUAUUUUUUUAUAAAUAAUUUUGGUUAUUAUUUUUUCAUCAAACAUGGAUCUUAAGUCGCUUAUUACUACAAUAAUCAUUAUCAAUUUCAUGGCUUUAUUCGCUCCUGUUAGGGCCGGAGACGAUAUAUCUUCAUGCAACAGUGACUCUGAUUGUUCAUUGCACCAAUACUGCUAUCAAUUAUCGCAACAAUGUGUCAAUUACACCGUUUGCAAAAGGUACAACAGGUUGGAAGGUGAAAACAAGGCUAAAUCUGAAUCUCAAUGCGGGGAAUGCAUUCCUGGGUACAAAGCUGAAAUUUUGGCAACUGGUGUGCCUGAAGCUUUUUGUAAAAAAAUUAAUACUGUUCCUGGAACCACUGAAACUCUAUUUACAGACAAUGAAACAUUUUCAAUAUGGAUUUAUGUAGCUUCAGGAAUUAUAUUAUUAUUGUUGGCGGUAUCCAUUUUGGCUUUACUAGUUAAGAAAAGAGCAUAUAUUCACGGUAAUAAAAAAUGGUUUAGACAAAUUGGAAGUUGGAAUUUUAAUCCUACUGCUCCGCCGCUAGAUAGUGGUGAAGUGUAUUUGUCAACAAAAUACUACUCGGACGAUGACCCGCCAAUCUACUCCUCGGUGAUAAACAACAACAACAGCCCAACAGAUAAGAACCGGUUGGUUCGCGCAGUGCCUUAUCACCAUCCAAAUUGGGUUGACAGCAACCCAAAUUACGGUCACGAUGAUCCAGAUACUUCGGGGAACACAACGACGACAACAUCCACAUCUACAAACAUGUUCGCGUCGCUGCAAGUUGAAGAUGAAGACACCACCCCAAGUGUUUGGACGCCUGAAGAAGUAACAAUCCAAGUACCAGCCCGCGCAUUCCAUCAAUUUGCAACGGAACAACGAGACAAUGUACUGAACACUGUGCUAGUACGUGGUGAUUGUUCAUCCAGCUCAGAAUCGCCAGAAGAAACGGGACCAACACCUAGUGCGCAAAACAGCAAUUCGCGCACUAACAACGACAAUUACCGCGGACCGAGCGUUCAGAUAAAUCAAAUGAUAACCCUAAACAUGGUUAAUAACGACAAUUAACCUCAAAGCCCACUACUUAUCACAAAAAUCAGUAAUUUUUAGAUAAUGAGUUCCAUAUUUCAUAGCCCCCUUUUGAACUGACAUAUUUAAUUAUUCUAGCUGCCAUGUUUGCAUUUAUAUUUCUUCGCUCAAUUUUCAUAAACUGCUCAAUGUUUUGAUGUAAAUUUGUUUUUUUUUUCUGGGUCGGUUGUUCUGGUUAAUGUACUUUUAAUUAAUUAUCUUAUAGAUAAUG